This is a messenger RNA of Piliocolobus tephrosceles (Ugandan red Colobus), 3861 nucleotides long. It is a transcript of the gene TNK2, whose product is annotated as tyrosine kinase non receptor 2. The record is from RefSeq and is a predicted model, not a curated record. The transcript has 17 exons. Bases 79 to 3861 code for a protein of 1260 amino acids. Gene Ontology annotation, molecular function: ATP binding; protein tyrosine kinase activity; protein serine/threonine/tyrosine kinase activity. NCBI's taxonomy places the organism in Eukaryota, Metazoa, Chordata, Mammalia, Primates, Cercopithecidae. Gene Ontology annotation, biological process: protein phosphorylation; negative regulation of epidermal growth factor receptor signaling pathway; regulation of keratinocyte differentiation.
GGCUGUGGGGGGCGGGGGUCACAAGCUGGGGCCUCCCCGGGCUGAGCCGCAGUAGCGGCCCUGCGCUCCUUCUGGAGGAUGCUGGAAGCCCGGCCCCCCAGGACGCAGGGCAGUGACGCUGCCGGUGCCGCUGCGGGGCGGGGGCUGCGGGCACUGCUGCUCUCCCUGACCGCAGCCACCGGGAGUUUGGGCUCCAUGGGGGAGAGAUCUGCUUACCAGCGCCUGGCUGGGGGCGAGGAGGGACCGCAGAGGCUGGGAGGCGGCAGCAUGCAGCCGGAGGAGGGCACAGGCUGGCUGCUGGAGCUGCUGUCCGAGGUGCAGCUGCAACAGUACUUCCUGCGGCUCCGAGAUGACCUCAAUGUCACCCGCCUGUCCCACUUUGAGUACGUCAAGAAUGAGGACCUGGAGAAGAUCGGCAUGGGCCGGCCUGGCCAGCGGCGGCUGUGGGAGGCUGUGAAGAGGAGGAAGGCCUUGUGCAAACGCAAGUCGUGGAUGAGUAAGGUGUUCAGUGGAAAGCGACUGGAGGCUGAGUUCCCCCCUCAUCACUCUCAGAGCACCUUCCGGAAGACCUCGCCCGCCCCUGGGGGCCCAGCAGGGGAGGGGCCCCUGCAGAGCCUCACCUGCCUCAUUGGGGAGAAGGACUUGCGCCUCCUGGAGAAGCUGGGCGAUGGCUCCUUUGGCGUGGUGCGCAGGGGCGAGUGGGACGCACCCUCAGGGAAGACGGUGAGUGUGGCUGUGAAGUGCCUGAAGCCCGACGUCCUGAGCCAGCCAGAAGCCAUGGACGACUUUAUCCGGGAGGUCAACGCCAUGCACUCGCUCGACCACCGAAACCUCAUCCGCCUCUACGGGGUGGUGCUCACGCCGCCCAUGAAGAUGGUGACAGAGCUGGCACCUCUGGGAUCCUUGUUGGACCGGCUACGUAAGCACCAGGGCCACUUCCUCCUGGGGACUCUGAGUCGCUACGCUGUGCAGGUGGCUGAGGGCAUGGGCUACCUGGAGUCCAAGCGCUUUAUUCACCGUGACCUGGCUGCCCGCAAUCUGCUGUUGGCUACCCGCGACCUGGUCAAGAUCGGGGACUUUGGGCUGAUGCGAGCACUACCUCAGAAUGACGACCAUUACGUCAUGCAGGAACAUCGCAAGGUGCCCUUCGCCUGGUGUGCCCCCGAGAGCCUGAAGACACGCACCUUCUCCCAUGCCAGCGACACCUGGAUGUUCGGGGUGACACUGUGGGAAAUGUUCACCUAUGGCCAGGAGCCCUGGAUUGGCCUCAAUGGCAGUCAGAUCCUGCAUAAGAUCGACAAGGAGGGGGAGCGGUUGCCCCGGCCUGAGGACUGCCCCCAGGACAUCUACAACGUCAUGGUCCAGUGCUGGGCUCACAAGCCAGAGGACAGACCCACAUUUGUGGCCCUGCGGGACUUCCUGCUGGAGGCCCAGCCUACGGACAUGCGGGCCCUUCAGGACUUUGAGGAACCAGACAAACUGCACAUCCAGAUGAAUGACGUCAUCACCGUCAUCGAGGGAAGGCCCGGCUCGCUCACCUUUGGGCCCAGGGUCCGGAACACGAGUGACAUACUGAGACUGCAGGGCCUGUGGUUGGGGGUGUUAUGCCGGGGAAGAAAGCAGAAGGUUCUAGAAAGAGAGGCUUGGAGACAGGAGGCACAGUCUGCAGGUUUGGAGCGGAGGGGUCAGGGAUGGGAUUGCAAGCGUGGCGCUCUGGGGAGAUUAAGGGUGGGGGUCCCCUGGAGGUACUUGGCAGGGCCUCCAGCCCAAAGUUCAGCCCCACGUCCAUGUCCACCUCCACAAGCUGGAGAGCCCCCCAGCCGCUGGUUCCCUGUGGCUGCUGCUGGGGGCUCCUUCCCCGGGGCCACCAGCCCUGGCUUGGACCACAGCACCUGCCCUCCGUGCCUGAAGCUGCUCAGGAGGUGGGAGUGGUUUUCCUUCUGCCGGUGGUGCCAGAGUCCUGGAGACGUGAACCCACUGGCUCGGGCCCUGGGGAUGUGUGCAGAUGAGUGGUCAGGAUCUGUGGACUGGGAGGCGGGAGGCCCGCGCUCCAGACCUGAGACUAUACCCGGUUUCGUCCAGGAGGAAGGGGCUCCGAUAAGAUUCUGCCGCCCUCCACACGCUUCCCCUGCCUCUCUCCCCCACAGACUGUAUCUGGGAAACCCCAUGGACCCCCCCGACCUGCUGAGCGUGGAGCUGAGCACCUCCCGGCCCCCCCAGCAUCUAGGAGGGGUGAAAAGGGAGCCUCCACCUCGCCCACCUCAGCCUGCCUUCUUCACUCAGAAACCAACCUAUGACCCUGUGAGCGAGGACCAGGACCCCCUGUCCAGCGACUUCAAGAGGCUGGGCCUGCGGAAGCCAGGCCUGCCCCGAGGGCUGUGGCUGGCGAAGCCCUCAGCGCGGGUGCCGGGCACCAAGGCCGGCCGAGGCAGUGGGGCCGAGGUCACGCUCAUCGACUUUGGUGAGGAGCCCGUGGUCCCGGCCCUGCGGCCCUGUGCGCCCUCCCUGGCGCAGCUGGCCAUGGACGCCUGCUCCCUGCUGGAUGAGACCCCGCCUCAGAGCCCCACGCGGGCACUGCCCCGGCCCCUGCACCCCACGCCUGUGGUGGACUGGGAUGCCCGCCCGCUGCCCCCUCCGCCCGCCUAUGACGAUGUGGCCCAGGAUGAGGAUGACUUUGAGGUCUGCUCCAUCAACAGCACCCUGGUGGGCAUGGGGGUCCCUGCGGGGCCCAGCCAGGGCGAGACCAACUACGCCUUUGUGCCUGAGCAGGGGCGGCCGCCCCCUCCCCUGGAGGACAACCUGUUCCUCCCGCCCCAGGGUGGGGGCAAGCCGCCCAGCUCUGCACAGACCGCAGAGAUCUUCCAGGCGCUACAGCAGGAGUGCAUGAGGCAACUGCAGGUUCCGGCCGGCUCCCCGACCCCCUCUCCCAGCCCAGGGGGUGACGACAAGCCCCAGGUGCCCCCCCGGGUACCCAUCCCCCCUCGGCCCACGCGCCCACACGUCCAGCUGUCUCCAGCCCCCUCGGGCGAGGAGGAGACUGGUCGGUGGCCUGGACCUGCCUCCCCUCCCCGGGUGCCUCCGCGGGAGCCCCUGUCCCCUCAAGGCUCGAGGACACCCAGCCCCCUGGCACCACCUGGUAGCUCCCCGCUGCCACCCCGACUCUCCAGCUCACCUGGGAAGACCAUGCCCACCACCCAGAGCUUUGCCUCAGACCCCAAGUACGCCACCCCCCAGGUGAUCCAGGCGCCUGGCCCGCGGGCCGGUCCCUGCAUCCUGCCCAUUGUCCGGGAUGGCAAGAAGGUCAGCAGCACCCACUAUUACUUGCUGCCUGAGCGGCCGUCCUACCUGGAGCGCUACCAGCGCUUCCUGCGUGAGGCCCAGAGCCCCGAGGAGCCGGCCCCCCUGCCUGUGCCCCUGCUGCUGCCCCCACCCAGCACCCCGGCCCCCGCCGCCCCCACGGCCACCGUGCGGCCGAUGCCCCAGGCUGCCUCGGACCCCAAGGCCAACUUCUCCACCAACAACAGCAACCCAGGGGCCCGACCACCAGCCCCGAGGGCCACUGCUCGGCUGCCACAGAGGGGCUGCCCUGGGGACGGGCCAGAGGCGGGCCGGCCAGCAGACAAGAUCCAGAUGCUGCAGGCCAUGGUGCAUGGGGUGACCACAGAGGAGUGCCAGGCGGCCCUGCAGAGCCACGGCUGGAGCGUGCAGAGGGCUGCCCAGUAUCUGAAGGUGGAGCAGCUCUUCGGGCUGGGCCUGCGGCCCAGAGGGGAGUGCCACAAAGUGCUGGAGAUGUUCGACUGGAACCUGGAGCAGGCCGGCUGCCACCUUCUGGGCUCCUGGGGCCCUGCCCACCACAAGUGA